GCAGGGCGGUGCCGGCAGGUAGAGCCCAGCGGCGGCCACAGCUCCAGCAGCAGCCGGGGCCGCGCACUCAGGACGCACCGCGCACUCAGGACACACGCACGGAUCACGAACAGGGAAGUUGGAGCGUCAGAGUCGGAGGGAAGAAGCAUGUUCAGCUGGGCCAAACAGGAGCAGGGCGGCCGCAACAAGGAGGGAGAGAUGUACCAGACGGUGACCGAGGGGCUGCAGACCCUCUACACCAAGAAGCUGCUGCCGCUGGAGGACACCUACCUCUUCCACGACUUCCACUCCCCGGCCCUGGAGGCGGCCGACUUCCAAAGCAAACCCAUGGUGCUGCUGGUCGGACAGUACUCCACCGGGAAAACCACCUUCAUCAGGUACCUGCUGGAGGAGGACUUCCCUGGGAUGCGGAUUGGUCCAGAGCCGACCACCGACGGCUUCAUCGCCGUGAUGUACGGAGAGAACGAAGGCGUCGUCCCCGGCAACGCUCUGGUGGUUGACCCCAAGAAGCCGUUCAGGAAACUCAACGCUUUCGGGAACUCCUUCCUCAACAGGUUCAUCUGCUCCCAGAUGCCCAAUCAGGUCCUUCAGAGCAUCAGCAUCAUCGACACUCCUGGAAUCCUGUCUGGAGAGAAGCAGCGGAUCAGCAGAGGUUACGACUUCUCCGAGGUUCUGCGUUGGUUCGGGGAACGGGUGGAUCGGAUCAUUCUGCUGUUCGAUGCUCACAAACUGGACAUCUCAGACGAGUUCUCUGAAGCCAUCAAGGCCUUCAAAGGUCAAGACGACAAGAUCCGGGUGGUGCUGAACAAGGCCGACCAGGUGGACACCCAGCAGCUGAUGAGGGUGUACGGCGCCCUCAUGUGGUCGCUGGGGAAGGUGAUCAACACUCCGGAGGUGGUGAGAGUUUACCUGGGCUCCUUCUGGGCCAAACCGCUGCAGAACACCGAGAACAGGCGUCUGUUUGAGGCCGAAUCUCAGGAUCUUUUCCGAGACAUCCAGAGUCUUCCGAGGAACGCGGCGCUCCGGAAACUCAACGACCUCAUCAAGAGAGCACGACUCGCAAAGGUGAGGUCACAUGACACGUCUGGAAUUCUGGGAAAAUCCUGGAAUGUUUGUUUGAAAUGGAAAUCUGAUCCGACUGCAGGGAUCAGAGGAAAUUAGAGUUCAGUCGGCUGU
Molecule: messenger RNA, 1176 nt
Organism: Amphiprion ocellaris (clown anemonefish)
Lineage: Eukaryota; Metazoa; Chordata; Actinopteri; Pomacentridae
Product: EH domain-containing protein 4-like
Exons: 6
Coding region: 148-1161 (337 amino acids)
Biological process (GO): cilium assembly; protein localization to plasma membrane; endocytosis
Cellular component (GO): recycling endosome membrane; cytoplasm; early endosome
Molecular function (GO): cadherin binding; GTP binding
Source: RefSeq, a predicted model, not a curated record